GGCCUCACGGAUCAUCCAUCAGGUCUGCCACGUUUCAUCAAGACGAGCACCAAUGCGUUUGAUAUUAAUAUUGGCUUAAAUAUUGGUGUUGUAAAUCCAAACAUGGCAAGCGUCACAUUUGAAAAAAUUAUGGCAACGGCAUAUUAUCCAACAGCACCUACAAAAUCGAUUGGAGGAGGAGAGCUAUCGAAUCUUGCUAUCAAUUCUCAUGCAACGACGAACUUUACGUUUCCAUUCAAAGUAAAAUUUGACACAUCUAAAGACGAGGAGCAGAAGAUGCUGCUAGACAUAUCUCAGAAAUGCGGUUUAACGGGUGGCGAAAAGAAGGAUCUUGUAGUCAAUUAUUCGCUGACACCCACUGUUCGUAUUAUUGGGUUUCCAAUUUCCGCAGUCAUCAGAAACUCUGUCCGACUGCCUUGUCCA
This is a messenger RNA of Zychaea mexicana, 423 nucleotides long. RefSeq lists its product as uncharacterized. The annotation marks the transcript as partial. Lineage: Eukaryota; Fungi; Mucoromycota; Mucoromycetes; Mucorales; Lichtheimiaceae. The transcript has 2 exons. The record is from RefSeq and is a predicted model, not a curated record.